UAUGCCCCGAUUUGUUUACACGGAGAUUAUAACAACAGCUGAGCCGAGAGUUGACAUUGAACUAUUACGUUACUUUGGACUUCUAAGUCGAUCUAGAUACAUCUGAAGUCAGCCAGCACAGUUUUGUAGGACGGACGGAAAUCAAGAUUUUUUUUACCUGGUACGAUGCCAGCUACAUAUUUAACAGGACCCACGAUGUAGAGGACAGAAGUAUUUAGGAGUUGCCAUGGCAGCCAAUAGGGAGUCCGGCGGGAUGACUCCGCAGAUGAUGAAGGCAUCUGGACUCAUUCCGAUGGAUUCCAACGGUUAUGAUGAUGGGGAGGCUGAGGAGGACGUUAUGGAACAAAAACUGGCGGAAAUUCAGGAGCAGAGUCUUGGACCUCUUAAGGAGGAUUUAGCUGAAUGGCUCGGCAAACAUUUAGGAAUGGAAGUCAAUGCAGACAAUUUUCUGGAUGUCCUUGACAAUGGUGUCUACUUGUGUCAAAUGGCCAAGAUCAUACAGAGGAAGGCGCAAGAGUGUGUUAUGGAUGGAUCAUACACAGAGCCCCUGCCAAACUACAAACUUCGUUGUAAAAAUAACGCACCAUCGGGGAGCUGGUUCGCACGCGACAAUACAGCAAACUUCUUAUCUUGGUGUAAAGAAUUUGGGAUGGCCGAUGAUCAGAUGUUUGAAACAGAAUAUCUAGUGUCUCACACGGCUGAGAAGUCAGUGGUAUUGUGCCUCCUAGAACUAGCAAGAAUAGGUUACAAAUUCGGUCUGGAGCCGCCUAGUCUCAUCAAGAUGGAGAAAGAGAUGGAGAGAUUGGAGGAGGAAGAACCACCCCCUCCCCGCCCUCCGCCUCCGAAGCCAAACAGUCUUGAUGAUGAGGUCAAAAGGAUAGCCUUCAUGUGUAAAUGCCACGAUCAUGUAAAAAAAAUCGGCGAGGGAAAAUAUCUCAUCUUCGGAAAAGUUGUUCAGAUCCGGUUCCUGAAGAAUCGUCACCUGAUGGUGAGAGUUGGCGGAGGCUGGGACACAUUAGAGCAUUAUCUUAUACAUCACAACCCCGUACAGGUGUUCGAGCACCGCAGACCCAACACCGCAAACGGCUCCCACGAUUCCACCAGCAAAUAUCUGUGUUUCAAAUCGAAGUACAAGUCGGAAUGAUAAUUCGGAAGGAGAUAACCGACUCCGCUCAAAAUUUCAGCAGAAUACCAUGAUUCUGGUGCUCAUCUUGACGUACAAGUUCGUUUGUUCAGAUGGUGAUUUUACUGAGGAAUUCAGACGAGGAUAAAAUUCUUCAUUUUUUGCCAGUCGUCUGUGCUUCCUCCCACACAAAAGUAAUAUGCAGGAUGCAAAUAUGGCCAGGCCAAAAGUAAACCUUCACAGCUCCGGAUUCUGCAUAGCUAUAUACUUGAUGAAUUUUACGGGUAAUCAAUGUGGCUCGUAUAUCAUCAAUUCUGACUUCAGACAUUCCAGUGAUGCAACUGACAUUGGGCAUAGAUGGGAGACCGAGAUACCUUUUACGACCCCCUAACUCCUGUAAUGAGAUUUCAGAGCAGUGCUACAGGAUACAUGCACGUCAGAAUGACACUUCUAAAUUAAGUCUUGGUCCAUCAAGACUAAUUAAAACAAUCACUCAAGUAAUUCUUUGAAAAAACUACAUGAGGCUUACUUUAAUAUCUUGUGACUUAAAGUAUUGAUGCCAAAUUGUAUCUUUUCUGUUGUGAUAAAACAAUCAGGUUUUCCGUCUUGGAGGGACAGUUUUUCUGUUGACAGAAUUAAAGUAUAUCUAUGGCUGCAUUUAUGCAUCAAGUUGAAAAAAUUAGGUUAUUUAACACAAAAUAAAAGUAAAUGGGAUUUUUAAUUUAAUUGAGACUGGCCUGACUGCAUGUUUCGGAAAUGGUAGAUUGAAUGGUCAGACUUUGUGUGAAGGAAAAUUAGGCUUAUUUUCUGUUAUGGUAGAAAGUAAGGCCAUUUUCUAUCUCUUGUUGUGAAAUUGAGUCCCAACUUUUCUCUUGUUACGGAGAUGAAGCAAAUUAUCUUUGUUAUGGGGCUAAUCUUUUCUCAUGUGGUUGAUGAUGAAGCUGAGGUUGGUGAUUUAAGGCAUGUAAUUGUUGAAAACUAUUUUUUUAUAUAUUGCAAUUUUGGUGCUCUUUCUUGUUAAAAUAUUUUUCUAAACAAUUGUUUUUUCAUCUAUUUAAGGAUAUCACUGAUGUUGCAGUUAAUUUGUAACAGUGUCUGUGAUUGGCUAAUUUUCUGUGAUAUGUUUUGUACAUAUAUGAUUUGUACUAGUUAACUUUUUGUUUCUUUUGUAAACAAUAUAAGAGAGGUAUCAACAAAAAUACUGAUUUGUGUUAAAUAUAUAACAGGGAGGCAAUCUGUCUCUGACUUUUGUUACAAGUGUUGUGAUUGGUCACUUAAUAAACCAAUAAGGGCCAUGUUCAGAAUCACAGAUGUUUCUGGCAUUUGCAAACUGUUGUUUAUAAAUGGACCAAUAGGAGUACUGCUCUCUACAGAUGAAGUCUUUGUUACAUGUAUUUUGAUUGGUCACUGUGUGAACCAAUAGAAACUGUUUUUUUUUUCAAAAACAAUUACAUGAGGGAAUUUAUAUCUCAGAUUUCUAAUGUGUAACUGUUCCAAGUAAGUGUUGGGUAUGAUUUCUUACUUUGUCAACCAAUGAGGGAUCGGCUUAAAACUAUAGUUACAAACAUUAUACAAUUUAUGAUAUACUGUAAUUGUAUACAUGCCAAUUUCAACUAUUUCACAGCCUUUGAACCAGAUUCCAUUUAUAAAAAAAAAAGUGUUUUAAAAACAAAAGUCUGUUUGAAGAAAGGAUCAUUUUUCAGAGCUAUUUCAGGCAAUUUCUCCUUUCACAAAUCCGUGUUCUUUUGAUCCAAAAGACAUAAUUGAAUUUGCUGUUAACAUCUUCUUUAACGUCAUGUGACACAACAUGACAUUGUAUGGUUGGUAUUACGUAAUAUCAUAUGAAUCCGUAAAUUAAUGGCAUUGAUUUGGGUUAAAAUUAAGAAUGAUCUGUUCUCUUGGAUCAGUCUGUUUUUAAAAAUGUUUUUAAAAUCUAUUUAAUAAAUAAAGUAACCAAAUUAGAAAUACAAACUUCGUAGUCUUGUGAAAGAUAAGAAGAUAUUCUAGGAAAUAUAUUUUGUAUAUUACAUGUAAGAUGUGAUCAAGAAUCUUUGUAUAAGUUUUGUUGGACAUGGUUGAUCUGUAGCAUAUUGUAUUGUAUUUAUGACACAAAAAUGUGGGAAGAGGGAAAGAAAUAAACAAAAUAUUUAUUUCCUAUUCAAGAUAUGAAAGUUUGAGGUGAAAAUGAAUUUAUCACUAUUUCUCAAGCGAAAAGUUUACAUUGUAUAUUGUAAUGUACUUUUCAUGUGUAAACAAUCAUAGGUACAGUAAGUUGCUAGAAGUCAUUAAAUACAAAUUAUAGAAAUUUCUCCAUGUACUUUUAUUAUACAAGAGGCAUUUCUAUAAAACUAUGUUUUGAUACUCUACAGUAAUUGUAUUUAAUUAUAGAUGUAGGGCACCUUCAAAUGAUGCUGAAGUUAUAGUCUGUAAAGUUUGCUGUGACUCCAGGUUCAUGAAAAUUCCAGGUUCAUGAAAACUCUAAGUUCAUGAACACUAUACGGUUCAUGAAAUUUCUUUGUUCAUGAACACUCCAGGUUGAUAGAAUUUCCUGGUUCAUGAAAACUCCAGGUUCAUGAUAUUUCCUGGUUCAUGAAAACUCCAGGUUUAUGAUAUUUCCUGGUUCAUGAAAACUCCAGGUUCAUGAUAUUUCUUGGUUCAUGAAAAAUUUAUGUUCAUGAAAUUUCCUGGUUCAUGAAAACUACUGGUUCACAAUAUUUGCUAGAUUCUAGGUUUGUCAUGAAUCAGUAAUCUCCAGGUUCACUAAGAUUUGGUUCACUAGGUUCCUGGUUCAGAAAUUAUAGGUUCCCAAAAUACUUUUUUUCUGUAUUUAAUCUUUUCUGUUAUAGUACUGCAGGAUUUAUCUCCCUUGAAUGGAAAUUUGAUUUACCUCUCUAUACAUACUGGGCUAUCCUAUUUUACAAUAGGUAAUGCAGGUCAUACCCAUAUCUACUUGUAUAUAGUAAAAAUAAAAGCAAACGGGGCCCUGGGAUCAUGAAACAGACUUAAGUCUAAGACUAAACUUAGACUUAAGACUGUUUCAUGAUCCUGGAGCCAGCUGUAUGUUACCUUUAAUUUAGUAUAAUCCACAGUAUUAGUAGUUUUAAGGUGACACUUUAGCUGACUUUUUAUUGAACCAAUGUAAAUUAGACAUGAUGUAAAAAAAAUCUUCAGACUCAUUCCGUGUACAUACUCAUGAUAUAAUUAUUUAUCAGAUAUGUAUUUCUAAACAUUUUUUGCUCAACAUUCAUUAAAUGACCAUACCGGUAGUACAUGUAUAAACCAUUUUUCAUUAUUCUGUUAUAUGCAUGUACGUGUAUGAUACAAAUGUCUUCAGAAAUCCAUACAUAUUUAUUAUCUAUAAAAAAUUAUCUUUGUUCCUACAAGAUGUUAUAUAUCAUAAAUGCAAAUUAAUUUCUUCUACUAUAAUAUCCGUCCUCUCUGGUUUUGAUAAGUUACAUAGCACAUGUAAGUUAUGUUUUUUUUUUCAGAAUUUUGUUGUCGUUAAAAUAUGAUUUUGUUAUCUAAAAUAGAUUCUCCUAUGUUAAUUUCAUGUGAAGGUUGUAAAUGGUAUUUAUUAUAAAAAAAUCCUGUAGUGAUGAAUUUUUAUGUAGAUUAUGAAUAUUUUCCGUCCGGAAUGUUUUUUCUGCUUUUUGUUUACAUAUAGGGCAAAAUUACAGAGAAAUAGUUAUUACAAUAUGUUAUGCAGUUAUAUAAGUUAAGGGUAUAUGCUACCUUGAAACAUUUUACCUCCAAUAUGUGUUGAGAUUUCCCCUUAGGAAUGAAUACAUGUCUGUAUUUGAGUUAUGUUCCUUGAAAAUUUUGUUUUUAUCACUAAUAUUCAAUAUGAAGAUCUAAUUGCCAUAUCACAUAUAUAUGUUUUGGUUAUCUCCCCUGAAGAUUUGUCUUUUUUUUUUUUUUUUUGAUUACUGAUAACAAUAUGAAUACCUGAUCACAUAUAUAUGUACAGUAUAUGCCUAAAUAAAUGUGUAGAGUUAUCUCCCUUCAAUAUUUCUUCUAUUUCUUAUAUAUAUCUAUAGAGAGAGAUAUGUGCCUUCUUAAUCUGUCCACAGUAAAAAAAAAGUAAAAAAAACAGUUGUAUAAGAAGUGAAAUUCUUCUAAGAAAGGAAAAACAAUUGAAAUAUCACAAUAAUUUGGCAUGUAUCUUUAUUUUUUUUAAUUGUUUGGUACAAACAAAAUGGCUAUUACACAAAGAUAACUUUGAAAACACACUGCACAUCUAGUCUAGAGCUUCAUUGACGGCAAUUUUCAAAUUAAUUAAAAUUUAUCUUUUAUAAAUCAGCAGAGUAAACAUUUUUUUUUUAAUUUUUGCUUUUGUAGUUAUGUUACUUGAAAUUACAAUGAAAUUGUUUCAUUUUUUUUUACACACGUGCACAUGUACUUUUUAAUUCAAAUUAACUCAUCUGCAUAACAUAUCCAAAUGUUAGUGUAUGACACAAAAUCAUCAAAAUAUUCUUUUGUUGUCUAUAAACACAACCUGGGAAUUAUGUCGGGAGAGAUAUUUACAAAAAUUAGGCUAUAUAGUAAAUGUCCAAAAUUCCAAAGAAAGAAAAUUGACUGAAAUCCCAGUUUCCAAGAUUUGAAUUUGAUCAAAAUUUCCUUAUAUCUACCACAAUGAAAAUGUCACCCAUUGUUGAACAUUAGAAUUAACUUAUAAGCAAUGGGCGACAUUCAAACAAUAUCAGAGAUAUAUAUAUCUGUAUAUAUGUCUCUGACAAUAUAUAUCAUUUAAUAUAUAAUCUGUAAAACACUUACAUAAUUACUGCUAAACUAUAUCUUGACAAAAAAUUCAUUUGAUUGAAAUUCUCUGACAUUUGCCAUGAAUUCAUACCCCUUUGCACACAAUUGCCAAUAUACAGAUGUUUAUUUAGAAUAAGUUUGGCGACAUAUGCAUGUUGUUGGGAGAAAAACUGGAUCUGGACAGACAUUCACAAGUUGGAAUCAUGUUGAUCAUUCAUCUUUUUCAUUCAUAAGGAAUAUUUCCAGUGUUAUGUUUUAUGAAAUAUAAUUAUCAUUCACAAAUUGAUGAAAAUAAAUCCACUGUCAAAA
Molecule: messenger RNA, 6190 nt
Organism: Pecten maximus
Lineage: Eukaryota; Metazoa; Mollusca; Bivalvia; Pectinida; Pectinidae
Product: growth arrest-specific protein 2-like
Exons: 8
Coding region: 227-1144 (305 amino acids)
Biological process (GO): actin crosslink formation
Cellular component (GO): actin filament
Molecular function (GO): microtubule binding; cytoskeletal adaptor activity; actin filament binding
Source: RefSeq, a predicted model, not a curated record